UACAAUGAAGGUGUUAAUCGUUCUGUUGUCUUUGGUACUGCUUGUGAGAGCAGAGCCGAAUGUGUAUUGUGGGCGGCGGCUGGCGAUGGCCCUGGCUAUGGUGUGUGGAUAUGACGAGAAGCGAGACAAUGGGUGGGUGUUGGAUAGUCAGACCAGUCCGUUUGUGACAAAACCUUGGAUAAGGGAAACCGGAGACUUAGACACUGAAUCGAAUUCUAAGACUGAUAAUGCCUGGCUACCAGCUCGAGAUAGUAACAAAGGCAAACACGUAGGGCCCUGGCUAGAGAUGGAAGUAAGUCACAAAGGGCCCUGGUUGGCGAACAAAGUAGACAAGCAUGUAGGUAUUGUAGGGCCCUGGCUAGAGAUGGAAGUAAGUCACAAAGGGCCCUGGUUGAGGCCUCACGAGGCGCGGACUGCGAGUCGCGGUAAGCGGCAGAUCGUUAUGGAGUGCUGUCUGAAGGCCUGCUCUGAAGACGAGUUACUGUCGUAUUGUUAA
Molecule: messenger RNA, 496 nt
Organism: Colias croceus (clouded yellow)
Lineage: Eukaryota; Metazoa; Arthropoda; Insecta; Lepidoptera; Pieridae
Exons: 1
Coding region: 5-496 (163 amino acids)
Cellular component (GO): extracellular region
Molecular function (GO): hormone activity
Source: RefSeq, a predicted model, not a curated record